AUGCCGUUAACAUCACGUUCACCUUACGACAGUAAAACACUACUUGCUAAGUAUUAUGAUUUGCCUCAACCUGAUGACAAAAUUCAAGUUAUGUACGUAUGGAUAGACGGAAGUGGAGAAAAUUUACGCUGCAAAACAAUGACUUUACAAGAAGAACCAAAAGUUCCAGAAGACUGUCCAAUGUGGAAUUUUGAUGGAAGUAGUACGGGUCAAGCUGAAGGUUCUAAUUCUGAUGUUUAUUUAAAACCGUGUGCGAUGUUCCGUGAUCCAUUUCGUGGUGGCAAAAAUAAAUUAGUCUUAUGUGAAACUUAUAAUUACGAUAAGAAACCACAUGUUUCAAAUCAUCGUUAUCUUUGUAAUCUUGUCAUGGAGAAAGCAAAAUCUCACCAACCAUGGUUCGGUAUCGAACAAGAAUAUGCUCUAUUAGACAUCGAUGGUUAUCCAUUACAAUGGCCUAAAAAUGGUUUUCCUCCACCUCAAGGACCUUAUUAUUGUUCUGUUGGAGCUGGUAAAGCACUUGGUCGUGAUAUACCAGAAGCUUUAUACAGAGCAUGCAUGUAUGCAGGAGUUAAAAUUUGUGGUAGCAAUGCAGAAGUUAUGCCAUCACAAUGGGAAUUUCAAGUUGGACCAUGUGAAGGUGUCUCAGCUGGUGAUCAUUUAUGGAUGGCUAGAUUUAUAUUACAUCGUGUAGCUGAAGACUUUGGAGUGAUUGUGUCACUAGACCCGAAACCAAUGCCUGGUAACUGGAAUGGUUCAGGAGCGCAUACAAACUAUUCAACUCAGGCUAUGAGGGAUCCAAAAUCAGGUUUACAAGCAAUCGAAGAUGCUAUUGAAAAACUAUCACAUAAACACAUGGAACACAUUCAAUGCUAUGAUCCUAAACAUGGUUUAGACAAUCAAAGACGUUUGACUGGUAGUCAUGAAACAAGCAGUAUUAAUGAUUUUUCAUCUGGUGUUGCAAAUAGAGGCAGUAGUAUACGUAUUCCAAGACAAGUUGCUGAAAAUGGUUGUGGUUAUUUGGAAGAUAGACGUCCAUCAUCCAAUUGUGAUCCAUACAUGGUCACCAGAAUGUUAGUAGAAACAACAUGUCUUUAA
Messenger RNA from Schistosoma mattheei, 1095 nucleotides. Lineage: Eukaryota; Metazoa; Platyhelminthes; Trematoda; Strigeidida; Schistosomatidae. The record is from the annotation of a GenBank genome assembly.